This is a messenger RNA of Enhydra lutris kenyoni (northern sea otter), 3880 nucleotides long. RefSeq names its product V-set and immunoglobulin domain containing 10. Lineage: Eukaryota; Metazoa; Chordata; Mammalia; Carnivora; Mustelidae. The record is from RefSeq and is a predicted model, not a curated record. Gene Ontology annotation, cellular component: cell-cell junction. Gene Ontology annotation, molecular function: cell adhesion molecule binding. The coding region runs from base 50 to 1672 and encodes 540 amino acids. Gene Ontology annotation, biological process: cell-cell adhesion. The transcript is spliced from 9 exons.
AGCCGGAGCCUGCGAUUCCUGAGGAGUCCCUGCCCGCAUCUGGGGCGAGAUGGCCGCAGGCGUCCGGCCGUCCCAGCCGCAGGUCCUUGUCUGCCUCGGGGUGCUGCUGGCGCGCUGGGUCGCCGCAGGGUUGGAGGCUCUGGUCAUUGGAGAGGUUCACGAGAACAUUACUCUGCACUGUGGCAACGUUUCGGGACCAAGGGGCCCGGUAACCUGGUAUCGGAAUGACUUGGAGCCUGUCUUCCUCCUGUCCUCCAAUUCCAGCUUCCCGCCGGCUGAGCCACGCUUCUCUCUGGCAGAUGCCAGUUCGCUGCACAUCAGGGCGCUGAGGCUGCAGGAUGAGGGCAACUACACCUGCCAGGAGGUCCUGAAAGAGACUCGGUGGUUCCGAGUGUGGCUGCAGGUGGCCGGGGGCCCCUAUGAGGUCGAGGUCAAUAUCUCCAGCACUGGCAAGCUCCCCAACGGCACCGUCUAUGCAGCCAAGGGCUCCCAGGUGGCCUUCAGCUGCAGCAGUAGCUCCUGGCCUCCACCAAUGGUUGAAUGGCAGUUCCAGGCCCCAGAUUCCAGAACUGAGCCCUUUGGAAAUAACCUGACCGUCAACUGCUUCACUCUGCUGCUCAUGUCACAAAACCUCCAAGGAAACUACACCUGUUUGGCCACGAACAUGCGCAGUGGGAGACAGCGAAAGGUGACCACCGAGCUCCUGGUCUACUUCCCCCCUCCAUCGGCCCCUCAGUGCCAGGCAGAGAUGUCACAGGAAUCACUCAUGCUGCAGCUCACCUGUCGCUGGGACGGGGGGUACCCAGACCCGGACUUCCUGUGGACCGAAGAACCAGGAGGUGUGGUCGUGGGGACGUCAAAGCUGGGAGUGGAGAUGCUGAACCAGUCUCAGCUGUCAGACGGCAAGAAGUUCAAGUGCGUUGGGAGCCACAUAGUGGGGCCGGAGUUGGGAGCCAGCUGCGUGGUACAGAUCAGAAGCCCCUCCCUUCUCUCCGAGCCCAUGAAGACUUGCUUCGUGGGGGGCAGUGUGACACUCACCUGCCAAGUGUCUAGAGCCUACCCGCCUGCCAAGAUCCUGUGGCUGAGGAACCUCACCCAGCCCAAGGUGGCCAUCCAGCCCAAUGACCGCUACCUCAUCACGCAGGACGGCCAGAGUUCCACUCUCACCAUCCGGAACUGCUCCCAGGCACUGGAUGAGGGCUACUACGUCUGUCGGGCGGAGAACCCAGUGGGGGUGCGGGAGGUGGACAUCUGGCUGAGCGUGAAAGAACCUUUAAAUAUCGGGGGAAUUGUGGGAACCAUUGUGAGCCUCCUGCUGCUGGGACUGGCCAUUAUCUCAGGGCUUAUCUUGUAUUAUAGCCCUGUGUUCUGCUGGAAAGUAGGAAACACUUUCAGGGGACAAGACAUGGGUGAUGUCAUGGUUUUGGUGGAUUCAGAAGAAGAGGAAGAGGUAGAGGAGGAAGAUGGUGCUGAAGAAGAGGAAGAAGAAGAGGAAGAAACAAAUGAGAGGGAGGAGUCACCAGAAGAAAUCCCUAAGCAUGGCCACAUUCACAGAGUGACCGCACUGGUGAAUGGGAAUGUCGACUGGAUGGGCAACGGACUCCAGGCUCUGCAAGACGACAGCAGUCAGGAGCGGAUUGACAUCAUUCAAGAAGAAGACAGACCAGUUUGAAGAAAGAACUGUCCUCCAUGAUCCCGUCUUAAAAGCUUGGAAGGCUGCAUUGAAGAUGAGCUUUUCAUUCUGCUUUGACUUGACUCGCACCCCUGUCUGAGGGCUGAAAGUGGUGUGGGGUGCUCAGCAAAAAAGAAACACACACACAGAUUUCCUUCCAUUUUUUUUCUUCUCCCUAAAUUGGUUUGAUUUGCUGUUUUUCUCAUGGAUGUUAAAUGUGUUGGGAACGGGCAGUGUGUGGGGGGCCAGGUGUAUUUGGCAUCUCAGGUGCCCCCUUCACUGUGACUCUGGCUUUAUCCAGGUUGACUGAUGCCGAUUUGGAGGGGACAGGAGUUGGGGGGAGCACCUGGCCUCCGUGCUCAGUGCUCCCAGUACACUAUUAGAUGUCCGUGACCAGCCUGCCCCAUACAAGGGAAGAGUGUGGGGUGAUAGGGACACCUCCCUUAUCAAUGCCCGGGUAAGCCGGAAGACCAGGCAGACGUCACCUCCCUGGAGAAGGUGAGGAGGUGUCCGCUACCGGUGCCAGUCAGAGGGAGGCAGUUUGGCUCAGGUUUUGGAGUUGCAAACAGCUGGGCUUGAAUGUGGGCCCUGCUCCUUACUGGUUUCCUGGCCUUGGGCACGUUGCUUUACCUCUCCCUGGGCCUCAGUUUCCUCAUCUGUAAAAUAGGUAAAAUCCUACCUGCCUUACAGGGUAUGGUGAGGACUGAGGGAGGUAUUGCAGAUGGGAAAGUGCCCAGCGGGUGUUCAGCAGAUGUCCUUUCUCCUCUCCCCUGCCCUCUCUAGCGGAAGACACUAUGUCAACUGUGGGGUUCCAAGCUGCCGCCUGGGCCUCUCGGCUCUUUGUAGGAUGGUUUCAGAGGAGAGCAUUAUCGGAGCUCUCCUGAUGCUGUUGGCUUCCCUGGAGGUGUAGUUCUUUUCAAAAGAGGCAGGGGCCCCUAAGAGGAAGUGCCUUUCAUUAGAACCUCUCAUUUUGCGGAGUUUCCUAUUUGUACAAAAGCCUCUUAGGUGAUACCUGAGUAGCUUGCCGAUUUCCCCAUUCUCCUCUUUCUCCUGUGGCUUUGAAAGAAGGCAGGGGAAAUGUUUUGCAGUGGAGUAGGGUGAUAGAAGUACUCCUUGGGCCGACUAGUUCAUCUGGCCUCAGCUUCCCAGUCUUGGAAAUGGGGAUGGGAAAAUUUGUUUCCUUCCUCCUUCUUAAGGAGAGUGUGAAGAUGCAUUGAUCAAUAAGGCAAAGUUUUGAAGGAAGUGACAUCUGAUGCACGUAAGCUGCUGCUUCCAGAUCCCCGUGCAGUCCGCAGAUGGUUCUUUCCUGAACCAUCUUUUCUGAACACGGGAGGGAUUUUUGUCCAAAUCCCUUCCGUGUCAGAGACGUAAUAAGGGUGCAAAAGAUUGUGAGGAGCAUGAAAGUCUGACUUGAAUUUGUGUUCUUUAAUGUUCACAUCCCACUUGCUGGGCAAGAGCUAGGGCUUAAGGGAGAGCUUCCUUUCUCCAAAUAACACAGACCGGGACUCCAGUAAGAUGAGAAGCUAGUUAUCUGCAGCCUUCCCCUGCAGGUGUGAUGGGGAGGGGUCUGUUUUCUUGGAUGAAAAGACUGAACUGAGCAAAUCACUAGGAGUGAGCCCCUCGUCCCCAGCUCAGCCGUGUGGAUUGCAGGAGCUGCCUGUAGUUUCCACUCCUCAGGAAUUAUGUGCAAACUGCAAUUCUUACUUGCUGGGGCUGCUGCUGCCCAGGACUUCCUGGGCUUAGCCACUCUGGCCAGUCCAAGUUAGUGUUUCAGAACAGGAGACUUGAGUUAUUUCUAAAGUCACUGAGCUCAGAGUCUGUCUCCCUUGGAAUCUUCCAUGAUUAAAUUCCUGACUUUGAGAGUUCACUCUGCGGAGGCACCCAUAUUUAAAAAAGAAAAGAAAAGAAAGAGGAAAAAAAAUCCCUAACUAGGAAUGCAGAGAAUGAUCUUCAAGAUCACUGAGAUGCUUUCCAGAAUUUUUUCUCUUGCAUAUGCACGAGAUGGGACACAUCCCUGAUGAUGGGAAAUCUUUGGGGCAGGGUUUUUCCACUAGCAAUGGCGGUGGGGGUGUGAUGUGGUGUGGUGUGUGUGUGCUUCAAGAUCUUAUUGCCAAACACUAUACACCCUGUGUUAGCUGAGCCACGACUUCCGUCACUUAUAUCUGAGUCCUGGGUCAGUUCAGAGUUCAGGAACUGGCAGUCUUCAUG